Messenger RNA from Sinocyclocheilus anshuiensis, 6350 nucleotides. Its product is annotated as voltage-dependent L-type calcium channel subunit alpha-1D-like. The transcript has 46 exons. The coding region runs from base 344 to 6334 and encodes 1996 amino acids. Gene Ontology annotation, cellular component: voltage-gated calcium channel complex; membrane. Lineage: Eukaryota; Metazoa; Chordata; Actinopteri; Cypriniformes; Cyprinidae. The record is from RefSeq and is a predicted model, not a curated record. Gene Ontology annotation, molecular function: high voltage-gated calcium channel activity. Gene Ontology annotation, biological process: calcium ion import across plasma membrane.
UGGGGAUAAAAGAAAAACUGUGCUCGGGUUUCUCUAAUUUGGUCCGCUGUGACGGAUGGAAUAACAUUCCUGAAAGACUGGCUGGAGCUCUAGGGAUCUUCGAGGCAAGGGGCAUCAUCAUGAGUGGUCGCUUGUAAUGGCGCUCAAUGGAUUUAAUCUUCAUCGCGGAGUGAAACGCGUCCUCGACACCCGGAUGCUGCGAAGAUGCGCUCGCGGAGCUCAAGGCAUCAGCAUCAGCAUCAGCAUACACACUAGUCAAAACAUGAUAGAUAAGAUGUUUUAAUGCAGCCACGCGAACUGGAAUAUAACAAAUAAUAAAGACAUUUUCAAUGUGGAGGAGGGGAUGGACGAGCCAGAGGAACCGACUGAAGGGGCAAACUAUGCCAGUGGCACCAGAGCCCCCGUCUCUAGUGAUGCUCCUCCUGUCUGGUCGGAAGCGACGUCGAUCACCAGCCAUCACUCGCCGGCCCAGUCCGCCGCGCUCUCCUGGCAGGCCGCGAUUAAUGCCGCCAGACAGUCUCAGGACACCCCCAAAACCAUGAACUUCUCUGCUGCUGCAAGCACUGCUCCGGCCAGCUCGCUCGCCCAGAGGAAACGCCAGCAAUAUGCCAAAAGCAAGAAACAGGGAAGCACCACUAAUAGCAGACCUCCAAGAGCACUUUUCUGCCUGACUCUCAAUAACCCUGUGCGCAGAGCGUGCAUUAACCUAGUGGAGUGGAAACCUUUUGAUAUCUUUAUACUGCUGUCAAUAUUUGCCAACUGUGUGGCCUUAGCUGUUUACAUCCCCUUUCCUGAAGACGAUUCCAACUCAACUAAUCAUGAUUUGGAAACAGUAGAAUAUGCCUUCCUGAUCAUUUUCACGAUUGAAACCUUCCUCAAGAUCAUAGCUUAUGGGCUUGUGAUGCACCAGAACUCCUAUGUGAGAAACGGCUGGAAUAUGUUGGAUUUUGUCAUCGUCAUAGUAGGUCUCUUUAGUGUCGUGCUGGAGCUGGUAACCAAAGAUCGAGAUGUCAGCGGGCAGUCAGGUGGCAAGCCGGGCGGGUUCGAUGUCAAGGCUUUACGAGCGUUUAGAGUUCUGCGGCCCCUCCGCCUGGUGUCAGGAGUGCCAAGCUUACAGGUAGUGCUGAACUCCAUCAUUAAAGCCAUGGUUCCUCUGCUGCACAUUGCUCUGCUUGUACUCUUCGUAAUCAUCAUCUAUGCCAUCAUCGGGCUGGAGCUGUUCAUCGGGAAGAUGCAUGCAACCUGCUAUCUGAACGGCACGCGUGCAUUAGCAGAGGAGGACCCAGCUCCCUGUUCUCUUACUGGUCAUGGGAGACACUGCCCUCUCAAUGGCACUAUGUGUAGGGAUGGUUGGCAUGGGCCCAACAAUGGCAUCACAAACUUUGACAACUUCCUGUUUGCCAUGCUGACUGUCUUCCAGUGUAUCACCAUGGAGGGCUGGACUGACGUGCUGUACUGGAUGAAUGAUGCUAUGGGCUCUGAGUUGCCUUGGGUCUAUUUUGUCAGUCUGGUCAUUUUCGGCUCCUUCUUUGUCCUCAAUCUAGUAUUGGGCGUUCUAAGUGGAGAGUUCUCUAAGGAGCGUGAGAAGGCCAAGGCUCGUGGAGAUUUCCAGAAGCUGCGUGAGAAGCAGCAGCUUGAGGAGGAUUUGAAGGGAUAUCUGGAUUGGAUCACACAAGCUGAGGACAUCGACCCUGAUAAUGAUGAGGAGGGAGAUCAAGAGGCCAAACGCAGCCGGGUGACGCUGGGCGAUCUCACCCACAGGAAGAACACGGGAAACUCGGGCUGGUUCAGUCAGUCCACUGAGACUCAUGCAAGCAUCCCCACAAGUGAGACAGAAUCUGUGAACACAGAGAAACCAGGAGAAGAUGAGAAAGUCUGCUGUGGGCCCAUCUGUCAGAAAUUGACAAAGUCGAAGUUCAGCCGCUCGCGUUGCUGGAACAGAUUUUGUCGCCGGAAGUGCCGAGCUGUGGUGAAAUCCACCCUCUUCUAUUGGCUGGUGAUUCUGCUGGUGUUCCUCAAUACACUCACAAUAUCAUCCGAACAUUAUAACCAGCCCGACUGGCUCACGGAAGUCCAGGGUGUGGCUAAUAAGGUGUUGUUAGCCCUGUUCACAUGUGAGAUGCUGAUAAAAAUGUACAGUCUGGGGCUGCAGGCAUACUUUGUGUCACUUUUCAACCGCUUCGACUGCUUCGUAGUUUGCGGAGGCAUUGUGGAGACGAUCCUCGUGGAGCUUGAGAUCAUGUCUCCUCUCGGCAUCUCAGUGUUUCGCUGCGUCCGGCUCCUCAGAAUCUUUAAAGUCACAUGUCACUGGGCGUCUCUGAGUAACCUGGUGGCAUCUCUUUUGAACUCCAUGAAGUCCAUUGCGUCCCUACUGCUGUUGCUCUUCCUCUUCAUCAUCAUCUUCAGUUUGCUUGGCAUGCAGCUCUUCGGAGGGAAGUUUAACUUUGACGAGACUGUUACCAAACGAAGCACUUUUGACAACUUUCCUCAAGCCCUGCUGACUGUCUUUCAGAUCCUGACGGGUGAGGAUUGGAAUACAGUGAUGUAUGACGGGAUCAUGGCGUAUGGGGGCCCCUCCUCCUCAGGCAUGCUCGUGUGCAUCUACUUCAUCAUCCUCUUCAUCUGUGGAAACUACAUCUUACUGAACGUCUUCUUGGCCAUUGCUGUGGAUAACCUGGCAGAUGCUGAAAGUCUGAACUCAGCCCAGAAAGAGGAAGAGAAGAGGAACAAGAGGAAGAAAAGCAGGAGUAUGAGCAUACACAAGAGAGAUGGUGACGAUGGAGACGUCAAGGCAUCUGGUGAUCAGGAGGGUAAUCAGGAUCAGACAGAGGACAUGAUUGACUCCUCAGAGGAGGAUGAGGAAGAUGAGCCCGAGGUACCAUCAGGCCCGCGGCCGCUGAGGCUGUCAGAGCUGAACCUCAGAGAAAAGAUGCCACCCAUCCCAGAGGGCAGCGCCUUCUUCAUCCUUAGCAACACCAACCCGAUCCGUGUGGCGUGCCAUCGGCUCAUCAAUCAUCAGAUCUUCACCAACCUCAUCCUCAUCUUCAUCAUGCUGAGCUCCGUCUCGCUGGCAGCCGAGGACCCCAUCCGUAACUUCUCUGCCCGAAACAUUGUUCUUGGUUAUUUUGACUAUGCCUUCACUGCUAUAUUUACAGUGGAGAUCUUGUUGAAGAUGACUGCAUUUGGUGCUUUCCUUCACAAAGGAGCUUUCUCCCGAAAUUACUUUAAUUUGCUGGAUCUGCUGGUGGUUGGAGUCUCCCUCGUUUCCUUCGGCAUACAAUCAUCGGCCAUUUCAGUGGUGAAGAUCUUAAGGAUUCUACGUGUGCUUCGACCUCUGAGAGCCAUCAACAGAGCCAAAGGACUCAAACAUGUGGUUCAGUGUGUGUUUGUGGCCAUCAGGACGAUUGGGAACAUCAUGAUUGUCACCACACUUCUUCAGUUCAUGUUUGCCUGUAUCGGUGUACAGCUGUUUAAGGGGAAGUUCUACCGCUGUUCUGAUGAUGCAAAGACAAGUCCAGAGGACUGCAGAGGGACGUUUAUCGUGUACAGUAUUGGUGAGACGGCACUGCCACAAAUGCGUGAGAGGAUCUGGUACAACAGUGACUUUAACUUUGAUAAUGUGCUGAUGGCUAUGAUGGCCCUCUUCACCGUCUCAACGUUUGAGGGCUGGCCAGCCCUGCUGUACAAGGCCAUCGACUCAAACAAGGAAAACAUGGGUCCCAUCUACAACUACCACGUGGAGAUCUCCAUCUUCUUCAUCAUCUACAUCAUCAUCAUCGCCUUCUUCAUGAUGAACAUUUUUGUGGGUUUUGUCAUUGUCACGUUUCAGGAGCAGGGCGAGAAAGAGUACAAGAACUGUGAGCUGGACAAGAACCAGCGCCAGUGUGUGGAGUAUGCUCUGAAAGCCCGUCCGCUGAGGAGAUACAUCCCUAAAAACCCGUACCAGUAUAAGUUCUGGUAUGUGGUGAACUCCACGGGCUUUGAGUAUGUCAUGUUUGUGCUCAUCGUUCUCAACACACUGUGUCUGGCCAUUCAGCAUCAAGGCCAGUCACGUUUUUUCAAUUAUGGGAUGGACAUUUUGAACAUGGUGUUCACGGGUGUCUUUGCAGUCGAAAUGAUUCUCAAACUGGUUGCCUUCAAACCAAAGCACUAUUUUGCCGAUGCAUGGAACACGUUUGAUGCCUUAAUUGUUGUUGGUAGCAUCGUUGACAUUGCGAUCACGGAGAUCAAUAACACGGAAGGCAGUGCAAGAAUUUCCAUCACAUUCUUUCGUCUGUUUCGUGUCAUGCGCUUAGUGAAGUUAUUGAGCAGAGGAGAGGGCAUUCGCACGCUCCUGUGGACCUUCAUCAAAUCAUUUCAGGCUCUUCCGUAUGUGGCUCUGCUUAUUGCCAUGUUGUUCUUCAUCUAUGCUGUCAUUGGAAUGCAGGUGUUUGGGAAGAUCGCCAUGGUGGAUGGAACCAGUAUUAAUCGUAACAAUAAUUUCCAGACCUUUCCACAAGCUGUGCUCCUGUUGUUCAGAUGUGCGACGGGUGAGGCAUGGCAGCAGAUCAUGUUGGCGUGUUUGCCUGGCAAACAGUGUGACUCUGAGUCCGACUAUAACCCUGGAGAGGAGAAAAGCUGUGGCAGCAACUUCGCUAUCCUCUACUUCAUCAGCUUCUACAUGCUCUGUGCUUUUCUGAUCAUUAAUCUGUUUGUCGCUGUCAUCAUGGACAACUUUGACUACCUGACGCGUGAUUGGUCAAUUCUUGGACCACAUCAUUUAGAUGAAUUUAAGAGGAUCUGGUCGGAAUAUGAUCCUGAGGCCAAGGGCCGUAUAAAACACUUAGAUGUGGUGACAUUGCUGCGCAGGAUUCAACCGCCGCUGGGCUUUGGCAAGCUGUGUCCACAUAGAGUGGCUUGCAAGAGGUUGGUUGCCAUGAACAUGCCACUAAAUAGUGACGGUACGGUCAUGUUCAAUGCCACCCUGUUCGCUGUGGUCAGAACUGCUCUGAAAAUCAAGACUGAAGGGAAUCUGGAUCAAGCCAAUGAGGAGUUACGAGCUGUCAUCAAGAAGAUCUGGAAGAGAACUAGCAUGAAACUCCUGGACCAAGUAGUGCCACCUGCUGGAGAUGAUGACAUCACUGUGGGGAAGUUCUAUGCCACUUUCCUGAUACAGGACUACUUCAGGAAAUUCAGGAAACGCAAAGAGCAAGGUCUUGUGGGAUGCCAACCCUAUUUAAACACCACUACCGCCCUGCAGGCUGGUCUGCGCACACUGCAUGAUAUUGGCCCUGAGAUCCGUCGAGCCAUAUCAUGUGAUCUACAGGAUGAAGGUCUAGUAGACGUCAACCUCCAUGAGGAGGAAGAGAUAUACGAGAGGAAUGGGGUUGUGUUUGGGAAUCAUGUGAGUGGAGAUCAGUACGGCAGCGUCACACAGCGUCCUCUGCAACUCCCGUUUCCUCUGUGCUCCACCCAAAAUUACUGUCCGUCGAUGUCAGACAAAUCAUCCAACUCCAAUAUCAACAAUGCCAACGUGCCAGCGGUCACUGCCUUUCCCAACGGCUGGCACAGUCGCUGCCGGCGGCUCUCUGGGACCCUGGUGUCCUCUCUGAGCUCCUACCUCAACCUCAGGAGUGAUGGAGAACCUCAGCUCAGGACUCACUCCAGAAGGCCGAGCACCAGUGCUGUCGGAUAUCCCAUCAUCCAUGUGGAAAACUCCACCCUUGGUGACAUCAGUGAUGAUGACAGGAACUCUGGGGAGUAUUACAGCGGAGAUGAAUUUAAUGAGGAUGAUGUCAUGCUGGCUACAGACAGGUCAUACUUUCAGGACACUUUGAGUGAUGGUGCUCCAGCUGGACAGCAGGAUGCGUGUGAAUGCGUCUGUGAUGAUGGUGAGCAGCUCAUAUCCCAGCAGCCCCAGAGGUCCUCAAAACGACUCCUGCUGUCCACAGCUCAAUCCUCUCACAAACCUGCUUUCCAUUUUGAGUGUCUGCGCAAACAGAACAGCCAAGAUGAGAUUCCCCUGCAUCCAACAGGCCUGCAGCAUCAGGUGAAGACGCCGACUGGACAAGAAUCAAGUAGAACACGACUCUCUCCGACUCGCUCCAUCCGCUCCUGGGUCACGCCUCCGGCCACACCUCCACCCUACACCCCUCUGAUUCAGACCACACCCAGCGCUAGCAGCACUCCGGGAUUGGUUCACAGGGGCUUCUGGAAUUCCCAGCAGGCCUCUGAUUGGUCGACACGUUCUCGCUCACCCUCGCUCCUGAAGGUUCCCCCUCGACUAAGCGGACAUCACCUGCAGCAGCGGAGCAGCGCUCACAGCCUGGUGGAAGCCGUGAGUGAUGCCGCUUGACCCUGAGCGCCUGUUU